This is a messenger RNA of Botrytis sinoallii, 180 nucleotides long. RefSeq lists its product as uncharacterized. Lineage: Eukaryota; Fungi; Ascomycota; Leotiomycetes; Helotiales; Sclerotiniaceae. The record is from RefSeq and is a predicted model, not a curated record. The transcript has a single exon. The coding region runs from base 1 to 180 and encodes 59 amino acids.
AUGUCCUUCACCCUCAAUUCCAUCUGGCGCUCCCUCAAAAAGCCCUUCUCCGCCCUCCACUUCGAGCUCAGCUACCCCGAAAGCGCCAGAACCGGCAACGGCCCCGCGGAUUUCUUCUCUCCGCCUACCAGAACCGAGAGUCAGACGAUAGAGUGGGAACGGAGGAUGAUUAGACGAUAG